Molecule: messenger RNA, 1849 nt
Organism: Sardina pilchardus (European sardine)
Lineage: Eukaryota; Metazoa; Chordata; Actinopteri; Clupeiformes; Clupeidae
Product: zinc finger protein 625-like
Exons: 2
Coding region: 386-1513 (375 amino acids)
Biological process (GO): regulation of gene expression
Cellular component (GO): nucleus
Source: RefSeq, a predicted model, not a curated record
ACACCUGACGUUACAUUUCUUGGGCGGUCAUGUUAGAGGAGCCUAUAGUUACCGCGUAGAGUCGACGCAGAGACAUAGGUUUAAAAUGCCCUUUGUGUACGUGUAGACUUUGCGUGGAUUCUACGCAGAAACAACAAACACGAAGCAAGCCCAAAAGAGGCGACCACAUAAAAUACACGCCCCCAAACCCGCAACUUCACCGAAAAACAAACCCAAGUCGCUUAUAAUAAGCGGCAACACUCUGGCAACACUGUUACAAACCCACCUACCAGGAAGUAGCUACUGUAGGCUACAAGUACACAGAAGGACUCAUUAAAGUAACAUUUUGGCAUUAAUAACGAUUCUAAACUUAAAACAAUCAUUGUUUUAUGUUGCACUCAAUCUUAUGGCCAUGUAUCAAUGUUGCUUAUCUCAAACACAAUGCAGCCUGUAUUUGUCUUUAUUUUGUCUCUCUGACUACAGGCAAUUGAAAACUGGAUGGGAUUGUCUGUGCUCUGCUUGCAACAUGGACCUCGGACUUCCAUUUAGUUCUGGCUGUGCUGAAACACACCAGUUUGGCCUGAGAGUGAUGGUGAAAGAAGAAGAUAUAAAAGAGGAGGAAUAUGAUCACAUGAUUACAUGUCCAGAUGAAAAAGAAAAGCCCUGCGCAGAGUUUCACUGUAAAUCUGAAACAGACGUCACAGAGUCACCAAGAUUUACUUACAGUGAAAUACUGCAGACAACAGUGAAGACUGAAGAAGACGAAGAAGAUGACGAAGAAGAAGAGGAGGAAGAGGAGGUGGAACAGCAUGAACAUCUGCUGGAAAGUGAAACAGAACACCCAGGCUGUAUGCAACAGAAGAUCCAUGGACAGAAUGAUGAUCUCAACCUGCAACCCAAAGGAGGACUGCACCAAAAUACAGUCUGCAAUAGGAGUUUCACUUCCCUUUCUCAACUUGAGAACCAUCAGCAAACACACUCUCCUGGUGUUUAUAAAUGGGAGAGAAUUGGCAAAAGGCGACAUAAAUGUCUCUAUUGUGGAAAGGAGUUGUCUGGAGGUAUUACACAACUGAAAAGCCAUAUGUUCAUACACACUGGAGAGAAGCCUCAUAAAUGUGCCCAGUGCGGAAAAGCUUUUGCACGAGUUCCACAUCUGAAAGCCCAUAUGUUAAUACAUACUGGAGAGAAGCCUUGGACAUGUGCCCAGUGUGGAAAAGCUUUUAGACGCCCCUCAGCUCUUAAAAACCACAUGCUCACAGACUGUGGAAAGAAGCCUCAUGAAUGUGCCCAGUGUGGAAACACUUAUACAGAAGUUACUUAUCUGAAAGCCCAUUUGUUGAUGCACACUGAAGAUAACCCUCAUAAAUGUACCCAGUGUGGAAAAACUUUUGCACGCCCCUCAGAACUUAAACACCACAUGAUGACACACACCGGAGAGAAGCCUCAUAUAUGUGCCCUGUGUGGAAAAGCUUUUCUAAGAGCGGCAGGCCUAAAACGCCACUCACGUUCGAAACAUCGUUCAGAAUUUACUUAAAUCUUCAAAAGCAAAUGAUGCAGGGUUUUGCCGUAUAACAGCUUCAAAGCCUUUUGGGGGUAAACCUACUUGCAAUAGGUAUACACUAAUCCAGUGAAACACAGAAGUAACGCAGCGCCGCCAUUACUGUGUGGCUGGCUGCUAAGAAAGUAGCCCGUGGGUUCCAUAGGCCAAGUAGUUUUUUUUUUUUAUUUGUCCCAGCUUGGGCAAUUGUUUUGCAGCAGUAGCACACGCACAUACACUUCCAUAUACACAUACACUAACACACUUCCACAGGACAUUUGUAAAAAUAAAUAAUUCAAAUAAAAACACAAAAAAGAUAAAAUGUUAUGGGGU